Messenger RNA from Mucor velutinosus, 2334 nucleotides. RefSeq lists its product as uncharacterized. Gene Ontology annotation, cellular component: vacuolar transporter chaperone complex; fungal-type vacuole membrane. Bases 1 to 2334 code for a protein of 777 amino acids. Lineage: Eukaryota; Fungi; Mucoromycota; Mucoromycetes; Mucorales; Mucoraceae. The transcript has 3 exons. The record is from RefSeq and is a predicted model, not a curated record.
AUGAAAUACGGCCUUGAAUUGCAAGAAAACAUAUUUCCACCAUGGAGAUUGUCCUACGUCGCCUACGACAUUUUAAAGCAAGAAUUGAAGACUCGACAAUUGGAUCACGGAUGGACCAGCAGGGAUGAAAGCGAUUUUGUCCAUUUACUCGACAAUGAACUAUCCAAAGUCUAUGAUUUCGUCAAUGCCAAAUUAGCAGAGAUUGAUGCCAGAAUCCUGUACUGCGAGCGCACCAUCCAAACACUGCAAAAGAACCCCACCAUGAAUUCGGAUGCCAAUUACAGCAUCAUGGACGAAGCACUAACAGACAUCUUGUUUGAUGUCAAUGAUUUAUCCAAAUUCACCCGUGUCAACUUUACCGCUAUCCAGAAAAUGCUGAAAAAGCAUGAUCGCUGGACAGGCCUUGAUUUGAAACAAACCUAUGUUGCCAAAUUACGAGAGAAGCCAUUGGACAAGCAGAGAUUCGAUGUUGCCAUUGUUUACAUUUCCGCUCUUCAUGAUAUCUGUCGCAACAGAGGCAAGCAAUCUCCUGGUAACAGUGCUUCUGGUGGUGACCAAAAUGCCUUUGAAAGAGCUACUGCUAAAUACUGGAUCCAUCCUGACAACAUCACAGAAGUCAAGGCCAUCAUCAUGCUGCAUCUGCCUGUGCUCAUCUUCAACAAGGCCAAGAAAUUUGAAGCUUCGGAUUCCGCUGUCUCUAGCAUCUACUUUGAUAACCCUAACUUUGAUUUGUACACAGGUCGUUUGCAGAGAGACGAAAUGGCUGAGGCCAUUCGAUUCAGAUGGUACGGCCCAUACAACUCUAAAAACGUCUUUAUUGAAAGAAAGACACAUCACGCUGUGUGGUUGGAUGGCGCCUCUGUCAAGGAUCGAUUCCGCAUCAACGAAGAUCAGGUCAAUGCCUUUGUGUCUGGCCAGUACACGGCGGAUCAGAUUGCUCAUGAACUGCGCAUGAAGGGCACAGAAGAAAGCAUCGUUACCGACACCCAUUUCAUCGGUUCAGGUGUGCAAACCUCCUUUAGAGAGAAGAAAUUGGAGCCUGUAUUACGUGUAUUCUACAACAGAACUGCCUUCCAGCUGCCUGAUUCUCAGAAAUUACGUAUUUCACUCGAUACCGAUCUUACGUUUAUCCGUGAAGAUCAUUUGGAUGGUGUUCCACGCAGACAAAACAACAAUUGGAGACGUACAGAUGUUGGUAUUGAUAGUCCCUUUCCUUACCUCAAAGAUCACGAAAUCCUGCGUUUCCCUUAUGCAGUUCUGGAGACUAAACUCCAAACUCAUUUGGGCCAAGAACCUCCUGCUUGGUUAACUUCUCUUGUGGAAGGCCAUUUAGUACAUGAAGUACCUCGCUUCUCAAAAUACCUUCAUGGUGCGUGCCACUUCUUCAAGGAUAGAUUGCCCUUGCUGCCUUGGUGGUUGUCUGAAAUGAAUGUCGAUAUCCGCAAGCCCCGUGCUGAAAACAUUGGUCUCACUCGUUCUCGCAGCUUCAAGCCCUUGAUUGACGGUCGCUAUCGUCGCGCCAUGAUUGAAGACAAGGAACGGAAAAAUAAGGAAGCAGUGAUCAACAACAACGGUGUUCCUCCUGUGCCUGCGCUUGAUAAAAAGAAUGCUCAAGAACUCAACAGAAGAAGAUCCCUGGAAGUGGAUGAAAAGACAGCUGCUCAAUGGCGACCCACAAACAACACCAGUAGCAAUAGUACAAGAACAGAGGAAUUUACCUUGGUUGAGCUCAAUAGCAGUAGUACAACUCCCAAGAUUCCCUCCCCCAUGGCUCAACCUCUAUUACCGCGCGAUAGGUUCCCUAAUCAAAGAUUCAGUCAGAACGAUCUGAGUCCACCUGCACCCAUCACAAAGUUCUACUCUGCUCCAGGUGAAAACAUCAAUGGUAGCUCAGGUCGUCUAGUGCCACCAUCCAAUGAUAUCGUAUUUAAAAAACAACUGGGUAUGCCAGUUGAGGCAAUGGAUGACCUGGAGGCAAAUGAUGGUAGAAGACAAAAAGCCAAGAUCAAGGUCAAGGUGGAGCCCAAGACCUUCUUUGCCAAUGAACGUACUUUUAUCGCCUGGCUUCAAUUCUGUGCCUUGCUCUUAACAGUGGCGUUGAACUUGCUUAACUUUGGUGACAAUGUGUCUCGUAUUGUAGGCGGUGUCUUUAUUGGUUUAUCUGCUGCCAUUGCAAUCUAUGCACUGUAUCGAUUCGAGAAGCGAGCCUGGAUGAUCAAUCAUGCUGAUGAUGGCCGUUAUGACGAUAUCUGGGGUCCUGCUGUUCUCUGUAUCUUGUUGGUGGCAGCCCUCAUUGUCAACUUUUACUUACGUUUUGGUACAUCCACUUACUAA